This is a messenger RNA of Theileria orientalis strain Shintoku, 810 nucleotides long. RefSeq lists its product as hypothetical. The record is from RefSeq and is a predicted model, not a curated record. The coding region runs from base 1 to 810 and encodes 269 amino acids. The transcript has a single exon. NCBI's taxonomy places the organism in Eukaryota, Apicomplexa, Aconoidasida, Piroplasmida, Theileriidae.
AUGAAGUUGUAUUGGUUUGCUUCAUACAUAUUGGUUUACCUGUUGACACACAGUCACUGGAAUCUUGUGGUCCCAGUCAAAGCAGGUGAAGAUGCUUCUAAAUCUGAAGAUGCUGAUGCUAGUAAGACUGAAGCUGGAGAGGCUACUGAAUCUCAACCAGAGAAUGUAACUGAAACUAAACAACCUGAUGAUACUGAGUCUGAAGUAUCAACUGAUGUUGGAUCAUCAGAAGGUAGUGAUACAGGUCAAGCACAUACAGCCAAAGCAACAGCAACUGAAUUUAAACUAUAUAAGGAUGACGGUAAUGGCAAUCCAAUAGAAAUGCAAUAUGAUUUUAAUAGACAAGAUUUUCUUCUUACUCAGAGAUUUGAAUUUAAAAAUGAUGUUAAGUGCGUAUUAAUCAAAUUUGGAGAUAAAGAGGUGUGGAAAAAGGGAGGACAAGAUAUUAGCGAACCUAAAGUAAUAAUUUCUAUAAAUAAUAAUUAUAUUAAUGUACGAGACUUGAAUAAAUUUGCUAACUUUAUGAGGAAAAACACUAAUAAUGAAUGGGAAUGUGUUCGCAAAAGUGGAGAUAAUUCAGGUAAUUCUGCAAAUCAAUCCCAAUCUGGAUCAACAAAUGCUAAAUCAGUAUCAGCUGAAGGUUCAGGAGAAGCCAGUGAACAAUCUAAAGAUGCAUCAGCUGAAGCUGGAUCAUCUCCUGAUGCUGGUUCAGCAGGUGAAUCUGGUACAACUCCUGAUGCUGAUUCGUCUGGUGGAGAUGGUUCUACAGAUGCUAACGAACAAGAUUCAUCAAGUGCACCUGCAGAAUAA